Messenger RNA from Epinephelus lanceolatus (giant grouper), 2428 nucleotides. Its product is annotated as peroxiredoxin-like 2A. The record is from RefSeq and is a predicted model, not a curated record. NCBI's taxonomy places the organism in Eukaryota, Metazoa, Chordata, Actinopteri, Perciformes, Serranidae. Gene Ontology annotation, molecular function: antioxidant activity.
AGUGGAUAAUGAGCAGUGAAUAAAAAUGCAUAAAUAAUGAAUAAGUGGGUAAAGGCCAAUACUAGAACAGAACAGUCUGACCAGAAAACUAAAUCACUUCAACGUAAUGCACCAUUAAAACCAGGAGAAGAAUACCCUUACAAUAUUACCAUAUCCGAAAUCUAAGACAAUAUCUGGUUUUAUAUAACCAUACAGAUAAAAUAUCAAUGUUUUGCCCUGCUGGGCAGCUAAAUCUGUGACAAAUCAUCAUGUUAUAGUUGAUCAUGUAUGAAAAAUCUGAAUCCUCAAGGUAACUACUAACUAUAGCUGUUAAAGAAGUGUAAUGAUUAUAAUAUUUUAUUUAAUAUUAAUGGAGAAAUAGUACUUGAGUACCGAAUUAUGUUAAAGGAUUUUCCACAGCUAGCCAAGCCACUGUGUGAGCAUUCGUCCUUGAAUCAUCUAGGUAUUUCAUUAAUAUACUACAACUCAUUACAUCACGUUUGGCAGUGCCACCAGUGUUGACGGCUCCUUUCACUGCUCGGUCUGCAGAUGCAUUCAAAGAAUCUAGACUCUUCCUUGUGUUGCAGGCGUGGACGUCUGUCUCUAUUGGCUGCUGCUGCUAUCACAUUUCUCAGCCUUUCUUCCUCCUUGUCAUAAUGUGUCUGAACACAAGUCCACACGGGUGAUUUAGGGUUUGAAAGUGGAUGAGUUAAAUCUCGGGAGAAUAAGAAUUUCUUCACAUUUCGGAAAUGGAGACAAUGAGAUCUUGAGGGUGUUUGUAGUCAGAAGGUCAGACUUUUUCCACGAUCCCGAUGCUGGCUCUGUGCAGGUGUCCGACAGCUUUGAGCUGGAAACUAUCACUGCGCUGCUCUGCCCUCCCUCUGGGGAGCGCUACCAUGAGCAGCCAGCCCUCCACCGCAGCCAGGCCCCAGUUUCUAAGAACCCAGACUGCUCAGUUUCACCAAAGUAAAGCCAAAGCCAGUCCUGUCCCUGACCCAAACAAGCCCUCCUCAGUAUUGUCCACGCUGGAUGGGGAGCUGUUGGGGAUGGGGAUGUGGUCGUUGGGUCUGGGUGCUGUAGGAGCUGCACUCGCUGGGAUCUUCCUUGCCAACACUGAUCUGUGUCUGCCUAAAGUUGACCAGGCAUCAAUGCAGCACCUUGAAGAGGCCGACCUGCACUCCACAAUAGAGGAUGACAACGUCAUUAAAGCAAAGAGCCUAUGGGAAACGAACGGGGCUGUGAUCAUGGCCGUGCGGCGACCUGGAUGAUUUUUGUGCAGAGAGGAGGCCUCUGAGCUGUCCUCUCUGAAGCCCCAGCUUGAAGAGCUCGGGGUCCCUCUGGUCGCCGUGGUGAAGGAGAACGUCGGCACAGAGAUCCAGGACUUCAGACCGCAUUUCGCUGGGGACAUCUAUGUAGAUGAACAGAAACACUUCUACGGCCCGCUGCAGAGGAAGAUGGGGGGUCUGGGGUUCUUUCGUCUCGGGGUGUGGCAGAACUUUAUCCGAGCCUGGAGGUCUGGGUAUCAGGGCAACAUGAACGGCGAGGGCUUCAUCCUGGGAGGGGUGUUUGUCAUCGGAGCAGGAGAUCAGGGGAUUCUCCUGGAACACCGUGAGAAGGAGUUUGGCAAUAAAGUGAAGAUUGCAGAUGUUUUAGAGGCUGUUAAGAAAAUUGUGCCAGCGAAAUAAAUGUUUUUUAUUCCUAACAAAUGGCAUUAGACAAAGGUACACUGUAAUUAGAUCAAAACUAGAACUAAGAAUGUGCAUUUUUAACUUGAGUCAGUCCAUCAUUGAAAUACUGAUAUUAUAAUGACAUCCAAGUCUGUGUGUAUUAAUAUCACAAUAUACCUCUGUCUUUUGCACGUUAAUUUAUAGUGGGUUGUGAAAGUGGAGCUGAGCCAAUAUUAUUACAGGAUUUGACACUGAUUAUUCCUUUUUACCUCUGCAGACACCUGGAAGCUAUUUUUUUUUAAGACGGGUAUUAAAAACAGAUAGUAAGGGACUCAAGGCAGUAUUUUCAAUCAGGUACAUCAGCCAUUAAAUUUACAUUUGAAAUCUGCCUUUUAAAAAAACACAUACGUCCAUCUAAAGGCUGCAUUACACACUUGAUUAAUUAUUCUAUUAGCAGUCUGUUAGGGGUACAUUUGUAGUAACGUUCCUCUGUGUUGUCUUCGUUUGCUUCUCCUGGUCAGGCACAUGAACGGGCCUCCGACAUGGCGAACGUGUGUCUGCAGUCUGUGUGUGUGAUAAUGACGACUUGACUCCAUACUCAACAUUGAGACGAGCAGGUUUGAUGCGCAAACACAUGCAGGCUCAGCCAUUGUCGCCAUGUUGAGGAGUGUUAGUGCUGCCUGAAGCAUGUGUGUGUAUGAGGGAAUGUGUGUACCUGUACAUGUGAAUAAUAGCUUGAGAAAAUAAAAUUAAUAAUAAAUAAAGAAGACCUUAUCACCAUA